This is a messenger RNA of Lachancea meyersii CBS 8951, 1149 nucleotides long. NCBI's taxonomy places the organism in Eukaryota, Fungi, Ascomycota, Saccharomycetes, Saccharomycetales, Saccharomycetaceae. The record is from the annotation of a GenBank genome assembly.
AUGUUGGGUUUAAAACGCUUUAUCUCGACCUCGAAUAAGGCUAAAAGUGCAGCAGCCACCGCUGUUCGUGUUGCAACGGAAUCUGCGGCUCCUCCCCCAGUUUCAGCACUAAAAAUGGCAUUGUCGCUCGAACACCCUAGGAAUGAAUGGAGUAAAGAACAAUUAAGGGAAAUUUACCACACUCCGUUGCUGGAACUAGUACAUUCCGCUCAAUUGCAGCACCGCAAAUGGCACGACCCAACCAAAGUGCAAUUGUGCACUUUGAUGAAUAUCAAAAGUGGUGGUUGCUCAGAGGAUUGUAAAUACUGUGCACAGUCGUCUCGUUACGACACUGGCGUUCAAGCUGAAAAACUUGUAGCGCUAGACUCGGUGCUGAAGGAGGCAGAGGAAGCCAAGAAGAACGGAUCGACCAGAUUCUGUCUGGGAGCCGCCUGGAGAGAUAUGCAGGGGCGUAAGUCGGGUCUGCGUAAAAUUUCAGAGAUGGUCACCAAAGUCAACGCCAUGGGUAUGGAAACAUGCGUAACAUUGGGAAUGGUCAAUGAAGACCAGGCAAAACAACUCAAAGACGCUGGUUUGACCGCUUACAAUCACAACAUCGACACUUCCAGAGAGCACUACCCCAAAGUAAUCACCUCGCGGUCGUACGACGACCGUUUGAAUACCAUUAAGAAUGUGCAAAAUGCUGGAAUCAAGGCCUGCACCGGUGGUAUCUUGGGCCUAGGAGAAACCGAGGAAGACCACGUUGGUUUCCUACACACUCUGGCCAACAUGACCCCUCACCCAGAAUCGCUGCCGAUCAACAGACUCGUGCCGAUUAGUGGAACUCCAAUGGCAGACGAUUUGAAGAAGCCAGAAGCUAAAAAGCUCAAAUUCGACGACAUUUUGAGAACGGUGGCCACUGCAAGAAUCACCAUGCCACGCGCUAUUAUCAGACUGGCAGCAGGAAGAUACACCAUGAAGGAAACUGAACAAUUCUUGUGCUUUCAAGCCGGUUGCAAUGCCAUUUUCACAGGUAAAAAGAUGUUGACCACUAUGUGCAACGGUUGGGAAGAGGACAAGGCGAUGCUUGCCAAAUGGGGACUGGAGCCAAUGGAAAGCUUCAAAUACGAUGCGGAUCAAAGAGCCGUUGCUGCCGAGGGCUCCAUAUAA